AUGGUCAUCACGUCUGUCAUCACCGAGGAGACAGCAGACCUGCACCUCGUGGCGGGAAAGGGCAAGUUCAUGCUGUCCCAUGCGGAAAUGUCGCCCGGCCGCGUGGUGCCCAUGGAACAUGGCUCAGACAGCAAGGCCGACUUUGGCGCGCUCGUGUACGGCAUCGACCUCAACAACUUUACCGAUGCAGACUUUGCUCUGAUCUCAGACGCGCUACACCGCCACAAGCUGCUCGUGUUCAAGGGGCAGCCACAGAUGCUGGAGCCGCAGCAGCAGUACAAGCUGACGUCGAGCUUUGACCCGGACGAGGCGAAGGGCGGGUUUGCGCACGGGGCAGACCCUCUGUUGACGACGCACAACGGUGUGAAGAUCUACGGCAUUCCGAAGCGGCCGGCGAUCCCGGUGCAGCCGCAGGUGCACAUCCUGGGCCGUGGGCCGCUGCCGACGGAUCACUACGGCUUUCCGCCCGGCUUUGAGGUGCAGGGCAUCGACCACGCAGACUUCCACUUGCCGCCGCACAUCGCCGAAGCCGACAGGGCGGCAGGUGCUAGCCGGUUCUACCAGUGGCACUUUGACGGGGCACUAUACAAGAUCCCGCCACCGCGGGUGGGCUGCCUGCUGGCGGUACGCACGCCCAAGGGACCGGACGUGACGGUGCGCUGGGAUGACGGCAGCGGCAGAGAGAUGUUCAUGGCACCGGGCGCGACGGCUAUGGUGGCCGGGUCGCGGGCGCUCGUGCUGCUGGACGCCGAGACGCGGGCAGUGGUGCUGCACAGCCGUAUCGAGUAUGCGCCGCACGCAUUUGUGUGGAUGUCGACGGCACGGAGCAGCCGACUGGGCCACCUGAUCGAGACAGAGGGCCGCGAGAUGCCGCUCGACCGGCUGCCGGCCUGGGACCCAGCCCACGUGUGCGUCUACCCGAUGGUCUGGACGAAUCCGGUCACGGGCGAGCAGUCGCUGCAGGUCCACGGCCAAGGCGCCCGACGGCUGUUCCUUAAAAGCAGCCCCGACGGUGAGGAAACGGUGGUCGAGGACCUGGCCGAGGUCCGGGCAUUUAUGGAUAAAAUCAUGCGUCCCGUGCUCUCACCCGAAAACAUAUAUGCCCAUCGGCACGAAGAACAGGAUGUAAUCCUGUGGUACAAUCGGGCACUGUGGCACAGUAUCACGGAGUUUCCAAAGUCUUAUGGGCCGCGGGUGAUGCAUCAGUGCAAUGUCGCCGCCAGCGAUCACCCAACAGCCUAG
Messenger RNA from Grosmannia clavigera kw1407, 1242 nucleotides. Its product is annotated as alpha-ketoglutarate dependent xanthine dioxygenase. NCBI's taxonomy places the organism in Eukaryota, Fungi, Ascomycota, Sordariomycetes, Ophiostomatales, Ophiostomataceae. Gene Ontology annotation, molecular function: oxidoreductase activity. The transcript is spliced from 4 exons. The record is from RefSeq and is a predicted model, not a curated record. Bases 1 to 1242 code for a protein of 413 amino acids.